Molecule: messenger RNA, 5605 nt
Organism: Pungitius pungitius (ninespine stickleback)
Lineage: Eukaryota; Metazoa; Chordata; Actinopteri; Perciformes; Gasterosteidae
Product: phosphofurin acidic cluster sorting protein 1
Exons: 24
Coding region: 341-3061 (906 amino acids)
Biological process (GO): protein localization to plasma membrane
Molecular function (GO): transmembrane transporter binding
Source: RefSeq, a predicted model, not a curated record
GCAGACGGACGGACGGACGGACGCGGGGGUAUCGCGCCUGCUUUUGGGGUUCGAGCCGUAAUGUUUCCACCUCCGGGCGGCGGGUAGCACGCAGCGGAUCAACUUUGUCGCGUCGCGUUUUUUUUACGCAUUCGCGCCAGCAGGAGCUCGAAGGGGGGGGAGGACGAGACGAAGCCGAGGCAAGGGAGCGAGGGAGGAAGGAAGGAAGGAAGGAAGGAAAGAACGAACGAAGAAAGAAAGAACGAACGACUUCAGAAAGAACAACACACGGACACGGAAGGCGGACCGCGCGUGUCCCUCCUCUCGGCUGCGACCCUAAAGCCCGCCCGCAGCCUCCGGGAUGUCGGAGCGCGGAGGAGGGCUCCCCCGGACCGGGGGGGUCCCGUCGCCGCACAUGCAGCCCUGCAAGCCGGUCAGCAUCACCUCCAACCGGCCGGUCCACAUGAACCUGUACGCCACCUGGGAGGUGGACCGCUCCUCGCCCAGCUGCGUGCCGAGGCUCUUCAACCUCACUCUGAAGAAGCUGAUCAUGCUGAAGGAGCUGGACAAGGACCUCACCUCCGUGGUCAUCGCCGUCAAACUGCAGGGCUCCAAGCGGAUCCUGCGCUCCAACGAGAUCCUGCUGUCCUCGGCGGGGCUGACGGAGACCGACCUGCAGCUCACCUUCUCGCUGCAGUACCCGCACUUCCUGAAGAGGGACGCCAACAAGCUGCAGAUCAUGCUGCAGCGGCGGAAGCGCUACAAGAACCGGACCAUCCUGGGCUACAAGACCUUGGCCCUGGGCCUCAUCAACAUGGCCGAGGUGAUGCAGCACCCCAGCGAGGGGGCCCAGGUCCUCGGGCUCCACAGCCAGCAGAAGGACGCCUCGGUGCCCGUCGCCGAGAUCCGAGUGUACUCCCUGUCCAGCCAGCCCAUCGACCACGAGGGGCCCAAAGCCAAGAUGUCGGAUCGCUCCCCAGACAUCGACAACUACUCUGAGGAGGAGGAGGAGAGCUACUCGUCGGAGCAGGAAGGCAGCGACGACCCCGUCCACGGCCAGUAUCUUUUUGACGAAGAAGACGAGGUGAGGAAGAAGAAACCGAGGCGCAAACUCCCUUCCAAUGCAGCCAUCACCAGACAACCCAACAUCAAGCAGAAGUUCGUGGCCCUGCUGAAGCGGUUCAAAGUCACGGAUGAGGUGGGCUUCGGCCUGGAGCACGUGUCCAGGGAGCAGAUCCAGGAGGUGGAGGAGGACCUGGACGAGCUCUACGACAGCCUGGAGAUGUACAACCCCAGCGACAGCGGGCCGGAGAUGGAGGAGAACGACAGCAUCCUCAGCACGCCCAAACCCAAGCUGAGGCCCUUCUUCGAGGGGAUGUCUCAGUCCAGCUCCCAGACGGAGAUCGGCAGCCUGAACAGCAAAGGCAGUUUGGGUCGAGACCCUUUCAGCCCGCAGGGGGAGCAGCCUCCUCUGGGGAAGAUGAAACUGUCCCGCAGCCGCAACCUGGAGGAGGCCCUGUCUGAGACCGACACACUGGAGCUGACGGAUCAGGAGCUGUUUGCUGAGGUGGGCCCCUGCAUCACGGUGUCCGUGGCGGAGAAACCCCGUACGCCCAUGAAGAGCAGCAAGAGUGAGAACCAGGCCCUGCCGUCGCCGAGGUUGGAUGGAGGCCACACCCCCAGACACAAGCGCAUCAGCACCCCCGCCAAGGAGAGGCAGCUCGCCAAGCCGCUGAGCGAGAGGACCAACAGCUCCGACUCGGAGAGGUCCCCGGAGCUGGGUCACAGCACGCCGCUCCUGAGGAAGGUGGUGUACGACCAGCUGAACCAGAUCUUGUUGUCGGACUCUGCGCUGCCAGAGAGCCUGAUCCUGGUCAACGUCAGCGACUGGCAGGGACAGUACGUGGCGGAGCAGCUGCAGGUGCAGCGGCACCCGGUGGUCUGCACGUGCUCCUCGGCUGAAAUCCAGGCGGUGCUGUCGGCCGUGCUCACCCGCAUCCAGAAAUUCUGUAACUGUAACUCGUCGAUGCCCAGGGCGGUGAAGGUGGCGGCGGUGGGCGGCCAGAGUUACCUCGGCGCCAUCCUGCAGUUCUUUGUCACGCAGCUCGCCAACAAGACGUCCGACUGGCUCAACCACAUGCGCUUCCUGGUGGUGCCUCUGGGCUCCCACCCGGUCGCCAGGCACCUCGGCGCCCUCGACAACCGCUACAGCUCCUCCUUCCUGGACGGGGCGUGGAGAGACGUGUUCAGCCGCGGCGAGCCGCCGCAGACAGAUCAGUUGGACGUCGCAGCGAGAAUCUCCCAGUACAUCAGCGGCGCCACGGUGACGCACCAGCUGCCCAUUGCCGAGGCCAUGCUGACCUGCAAGCACAGGACGCGAGAUGAAGACUCCUACCAGAAGUUCAUCCCUUUCAUCGGGGUGGUGAAGGUGGGCCUCGUCGAGUCGGGUCCCUCUCCGACCGGAGACGGCGAAGAGGGCGUGGCGGCGAGCUUGGCCGUCCCCUCCACGUCGCCCCCCUCCCACGGCUCCCCCACGGGGAUGAUUAAGGAGGCGGCCACGCCCCCCUCCUCCCCCUCCAUGGGCAGCGUCCAGACGGCACAAGGGAGCCCCAGCAUGUCUCACGGCGUGGACGCCAUCGGCCUGCAGGUGGACUACUGGCUGGCCUCGCUGGCCGAGAAGCGGCGGGAGGGCGAGCGCCGCGACACGGGCUGCAAGAACACGCUGAAGAGCGCCUUCCGCUCGCUGCAGGUCAGCAGGCUGCCGGGGGAGGGGGGCAGCGAGCCGCAGGCGCAGGUCAGCACCAUGGCCAUGACCGUGGUCACCAAGGAGAAGAACAAGAAGGUCCCCACCAUCUUCCUGGGGAAGAAGCCCAAGGAGAAGGACGUGGACUCGAAGAGCCAGGUCAUCGAGGGCAUCAGCCGGCUCAUCUGCUCCGCCAAGCAGCAGCAGACCAUCCUGAAAGUGUCCAUAGACGGCGUGGAGUGGAACGAGGUCAAGUUCUUCCAGCUGGCCGCCCAGUGGCCCACUCACGUCAAGUACCUACCCGUCGGACUCUUCGGCUACAGCAAGCCGCCAUCUUAGGUGGGGGAGCGAGGGGGGGCUGGGGGCUCCUCUGACCCCGACUCGACCUUCGACCCUCCUCCAACACGUCGGCACCCUCACAGCACCCCGCCAUCUGAGGGAAGGCGUCGGGUGGCUGGGCUUUUUUUCCCUUUUAUUUUCAUUCAUUCAAGCUGCAGCCGUCUGGUUUCUCUUUAGAAGAGGAGGGUGGAGGAGGAGGAGGGUGGUGGUGGUGUUGGGGGUGCGGCGUUGUUACUAGUCACUUUAAUGCCCCUUUUGUGUGUGUGCAUGCACACGUGAAUGUACAGUUUGUGUGUGUGUGUGUGUGUGUGUGUUUACAAAGGGGCCCAGAGCACAAGUUUAUUAUCUAACUGCCAUUUACGUUUCCGUUCUAUGGAACAUGCAACAGCAUGCAACGGCACAUUGAUUUCAACCUCUCAAUGUCCGACCCUUGACCUCCGCCCCCCCUUGACACACACAAAAAAACAGAAACCCACACGCUUCCACCCCUCAUGUGCCGGACAACAGGGGCUUGCAUGUGACGUCGGUGUUUGGCAGAGGAGACCUUUUUGAUCCUGAUUACUAAAAUCUGUUUCUCUUCAGUCUUCCUUGAUAACUUCCUUUUUUUUUUUUACUUUUUUUUUUUUUUUUUAGAGGAAAGUCGAGCGUUUUGGCUCCACGUGUGAGUGGUUUUGACGGCUGAACUGAAACAUCGUCGGCCAGUAAAGUAUUAGGAAAGUAUUGUUUUUAUUUCUUUUAACAGUGUUGAUGCCAACGUCCCGAUUUUGAACUGCUUGUUGUUGUUGUUUUUGUUUUGUUUUUAUACUUGUGUCCGGACGUCAGUGUUACGACUCGACUCGUUGUCCGCCUGUUACGCGCUUGCUUCGGUUCGGCGCGUCAAUCCACCGACCAAGUACUUUCACACAUUUGAAUGUAUGGGGUUUUGUUUACGUGGGCUGCUUCCAGGCGUCUCCAGACGUUGUGUCAUUGGGCCCGAAAACCGACCACAGCGAGGGGCGACGCCCGAAGAGACGCUUCUAGGAAUAAAAGUGCAACUUUCUGUAUUUGCCACUAAUUACUAUCAAUGAAUAUUCAAAGGAUGCAUUAAGAGUUGAGGAUUGCGCUGCUUCUACACAUGAGCUAUUCCUUUGGGUUACUGUACACGCGUAUAUCCACAUAAAAACAUGAUCCAGCCCACACCUCCACAACCACAUGUUUAAAGCAGCCAUUUCCAUGCUGAGCCCCAAAGAGCCAAACAGGGAAACAAGCAAGAAAACAGCCUUUAAACUGAGCUGAAAUGAGAGCAUUGGACGUAAGUGGUUGGUUGGUCAGAAACACAAAGGUUUAGUUUCCCAAAUUGUCUAACAAAAAAUGUUAAUGUUGAGUUUGUUCUAGUCCAACAGGUCAAGAGGGGGAACCCGUAGUGUAAAUAUAAGAUGGACGUAUCCAGGUGCAGGAUUUACUGUGGAUGAACCAAACUUAAUUGACUUUAAUCAUCGUAACAGCUUUUAUUGUGACGUGUUUCGAUCCUUUAUUGAAGUCGUUGGUGACAACUCUGAAAUCGUUUUUACAAUAAGGUUUUAUUAUGAAAGGUUCUGUGUUUUUAAAUCCGGAAAGAAAAUAGAUAUGAAAAAAAAGAUCAAAAACGUAUAAAUGGAUUUAGAUGUUUUUUUUACACUGUAACCAAGGAGGCUUUAAUGAAAGUUUAAAAAAAGCUCUUUGCCUUGUAGUAAUGUUAGUCAAAUUAUUGCUAUGAUGUGAACUUUACCUAAAUGGUGUCAAGUCCCCGUUUACUGAUGCAGCCUCCCGCAGAGGUCAAAGGUCAGCUGACUCCCUGGUCUCUGAGCUUAAACUAUUCCGCACCAAAAAAAAAAAAAAAAAAGAGCAGCACUAAAAACAAAAUCACUGCCAAAACUUCACUGUACAGGAGUGGCGCUCGUGGCCCGGAUGGAUCUGUGGGUCAGUGACACAUCAGCGUCCCCUCGUCGUCAUUUCAAUGUUUGGAGGAGCUUUUGCCUUCAUCGCUUCCCGUCCCUCCUCCGGCCCGCGCGCUGCUCCUCACGUCGUCCGUGGCAGAGCGCCGGUUGUCACGUGACGACGGUUCCGCCGUCAGUGGUCCGCAGCGUCUCGUCUCUCCACCUUCCUCCUGAUGAUGAGGAUGAUGAUGAUGACGGUGGGCAUCCACAAGCUUAGCCUUCUAAAGUCAUCCGAAAUGAUGUUGUCCCAAUUGACUCAAGAGCUGUCCAUUUGGCCCGCCUGUCGUCACGGUAACGGGACUCGCCCGCGAUGGCAGUAGAUUUCCUCUCCGUGCAGAGCGCCAUAAGCUUGUGGACAGAGUGUUUUUUGCACAUUGCCAUUGUUUCUUCGGCUUGUUUGCCUUUCGCCUAUAACUAUAACACAAUCUAACGCUUGUAUAUAUCAGAUAGUACUUGUUAUAUUGUAUUCUAGUUUUGGUUCUUUUCUUAAUUUGACCUGUUUUGUAGUCCUGCUUUUUCAUGAUUGUGUUUGUCAAUCAAACAAAUGUGGGAUGAAAAGUUCAAGUGUUCAUUGUUUCAUUUGGUUUUU